AUUGUUCCAUUAGAUUAUUUAAUCUUAUACGUGUCUGAGGGAUUAAAGAUUGGAUUAAGAUUAUGUGUGACGAAUACAAACAAUAAACAAUUACUGGACAGAAGGAAAGGUCAGUGAUUUAACUAUAAACUAAUUCAUAUAUAUUUACUGAAUUUGUUCAUUCGAAGAUAUUUGGAAUUAUUUCUUUCAGUUUGUGAAAAAAUCAUCAUGUGUUGGAGUGAAAAAGUGAGCAAGAUUCUAUUGAUUGUGCUGAACAUCCUGUUUAUGCUUCUUGGCUUGGGAAUUUUGAUCCCUGGCUUACUGAUGAUAUUAAAUGUUGACAUCAUCAACGACAAAAUCUUACCAUUGAUGCAACAGGUAUCCAUUGGUACAUCUAACCUUGGUGACCUAGCUCAAGGUCUUUCGAUAACCUUGAUCGUGCUUGGAGGAUUUGUUCUGAUCGUAGCAACGUUUGGAGCUUGUGGAGCGUGCUGUCAGAAUAAAGUCUGUCUGAUUGUAUACGCUAUUGCAGUGGGGAUUUUGUUUGUUGGUAAACUUGUCAUUGUCAUUCUGUGGUUUGUUAUGAAUGACACGAUUGUGAAUUCACUAAAGUCUGAGUUAAAGUCAGCACUCCUGAACAAGUAUAGUCAUGACGAUCUUACCUCCAGUGAAGUAUCUACUUCUUGGAACUACCUCUUCAUUAAGCUCGAAUGCUGUGGAGUUGAUGCCGUGACAUCAGACACAAAUGAUUUUGACUCAACUUCCUGGCAAACCGGAAGUCCAAACACCGACAUUCCAUUGGGUUGUUGUCCUGGUGUUACCAUAGAGUCCUAUCUGUCGGCGUCUGCGACCAAUGCUGGGUGUCCAUCAAGUUCAGGGUCAGCUCCUGUUGGUCAGUACUCUAAGGGUUGUUAUGAUGCUGUGUAUGAAUUGAUCAGAUCUUAUACAAUAGCUUUUAUAGUGUUUUUGAUUAUUAUCUUACUGGUAGAGAUUACCACAAUAGCUAGCGCCCUUAUAAUAUGUAAACGGGCAAAUAAAGAUCAAAUAGUGUGAUACAUGUUCUUGGGAUCACAGCCGCUAUUUCAUUAUGUAAAAAGGCAGGUGGAAAGAGUGUAUGAGGUGCUGCGAGAGCAUGAACAAAUGUCAAACAUCCAGACAUUCAUGCGAAAGAAAUACUCAUGUUUUAGUUCUUGAAUAUAAUAUUUCCUAAACAUAAUACCACAAUUGUAAUUUAUAUUAUUACAUUGCCAUCCAUACUUGCAUGCGAUAUAAGUACCCGUGUUUAAUUCUUGAAUAAAUUAUUUCCUCAAAGAAA
This is a messenger RNA of Mytilus trossulus (common blue mussel), 1294 nucleotides long. Its product is annotated as tetraspanin-18B-like. The coding region runs from base 208 to 1032 and encodes 274 amino acids. Lineage: Eukaryota; Metazoa; Mollusca; Bivalvia; Mytilida; Mytilidae. The transcript is spliced from 9 exons. The record is from RefSeq and is a predicted model, not a curated record. Gene Ontology annotation, cellular component: plasma membrane.